CACGUACUGGCUGCACCCCAUAUAAACCUGAGUUCAUCGCCUUCGCACACGUCAGUCGUUUUUUCGAGUUCGAAAAUGAAGCUAUCACUUCCGCUAGUGCUGCUGUUCGCUCUGCUCGGUCUGUUCGUGACGGUAGCCGUUGGACAGACCCCCUGCUCGUCCGCCAAGAAGGUGCGAUGUAACGUUCACUGUCGCGGGUACACCAAGCUCGGUUCCUGCUACGAUGAUAACUGCUCGUGUGUCGACAAACCGGCAGCGAUGAAAGCUUCCUUUGCGGCAUGAAUAAAAUGGCAAAACAUUGAUUCUUAAA
Messenger RNA from Anopheles gambiae (African malaria mosquito), 310 nucleotides. RefSeq lists its product as uncharacterized. The coding region runs from base 76 to 282 and encodes 68 amino acids. The transcript has a single exon. Lineage: Eukaryota; Metazoa; Arthropoda; Insecta; Diptera; Culicidae. The record is from RefSeq and is a predicted model, not a curated record.